Molecule: messenger RNA, 3364 nt
Organism: Topomyia yanbarensis
Lineage: Eukaryota; Metazoa; Arthropoda; Insecta; Diptera; Culicidae
Product: protein zer-1 homolog
Exons: 12
Coding region: 652-2928 (758 amino acids)
Cellular component (GO): Cul2-RING ubiquitin ligase complex
Molecular function (GO): protein binding
Source: RefSeq, a predicted model, not a curated record
UUUGGUUUUUAGAAACAUCUCCUUGACAACUUAUCGCGACGCUUAGAAAUCUUCAAUUUUCAAAGGGAUGUAUUGAAAGCGAUUUUUUGCGUUGUGAGUCGUCUAGUUGACGACUGCAGCUACUGCUGUUUGAAAAAGUGAUGACGGUCACGGGAAGCGAGUGCAAAAUAAAUUCUGAAGAUCAGAGGUGAUGGUGAUGACCAGUGAUACUUUACGUAUUGGCAGGAGCAAGCGUGAGCCAGCAGGAUUUUGGAGCUUAUAUGCAUAUGUUAUUGUUUUUGUGUUGCGAUGUUACGUCUGAAAUAAAGGAGUGUCGUUUGGUUAUUCGAGAUUCUACGGACUAAUAACAAAUUGUAGAAGCAGUUAUUAGAAUAGGUUUAGAACCUUUCCUUCGACAAAUAGCGCAUAACUCUGAAUUGAAACAGAAUAACGAAUCAUAAUCAGUGGAAAAGAACAGAGAGUGUUUUGGUUUUGAUUUUCUGCAAACUCAGCAGCCUCGCCAGGUCUGUUUCAGUGUAAAAAGUGUCACAUAAUAGGAAGAAGCAAAAUAGCUUUGCGCUUGUGUUGCUUCGGGUGUUGAUCCAUCCGGAAAGCAGAGUACCACACAAUUACAACACAGAACACUGUCGAACCGAGUGGUGGUGAGUCACGAUGCUUGGACGUGUUCGGCUUAAAGAAAACGGAAUCAUGGAUGAAGAGUUGCCCACUCUUCUCGAGACGACGUUUCGAUAUUUGGCCAAGAACUUGCAUGUGGUAUGCAACGUCGAUCCGGUAUCCCAUCAACUUGAACUGAAGGACGAUAUCGUCAUCCCGAAUGAGAUUUGUGAUAGAUUCUUGCGCUACCAGCAGGACUGCGGCCAAGACAUCAAUGACCGCUUUAUUCAGAUAUUCCGUGAUACGGAAAAGACACCGCUGCGUAACAUCCGGCUACGCAACAGUACGAUCACCAAUGAGGGUAUGCGUAUUUUGCUACGGCACAAACUGAACUCUCUGUCGAUGUGGUAUUGCAACAAAAUAACGACUGCGUCGUGGAAUAUUUUGAUCGAGAACUGCCGCCAGUUACGUUCGCUCGAGCUGGGUCGGUUCGUCGAUAUGCUGAAGCACAGCGAACCGAAUGAGAAAACGCCGAUAGAUUUCCAGCUGGUUCUGCCUCAGCUGCGUCAACUGAUCCUCAACGGUGUUGUGCUGCAGCCCAUGAUUCAGUUCGGCCAUCUAUGGGAGCUGACGUAUCUCGAUCUAACAGCAUGCAUAUUUGCUGAUUUCAGCCUGCAAGCUCUGAUCGAUUUACCCAACCUGAAAGCACUAAUUUUGUUCAACGUUUGGCCAUUGGAUCACGAGUUUUCCACACUCUGCAAGUUGAAAAAUUUGCAAACUUUGGAUCUGUCUGUGUCCAGAGCAAAUGUGGACGGAAAUUAUCUGACUCCAAAUAAGUUGUUAUCAAAUUUAGUUGAAAAUCUACCACUCCUGCGACAUUUAGAUAUUUCUGGCACGAAUCUUGCCGGGGAUGGAGUAGCGAUGAAGACGAAUAAUACUGCUAGCAGUUCGGAUAUCCCGGGCUUGGCUAGCCGUGCCGAUCGGCCGCUGGAUUUUCUUGGACUAUACUACACCGCUCAUUCGGCCUGCAAGUGGCACGAUAUUCCUGCAGUAAAAAUCGCUGGCGAAGCGACAGAAGACCAAAUUUUGGUGGCCGCUUCCGUCUACCAGGAUCGCUAUGAGCUGCUCACGAAAGUUCUAAAUGAUCUCUAUCAUUUGCUUCGGUUCGAAACAUGCAAGCAAAUUCACAAAGCGUUGGAUGUUGUGUUAUCCGCUAUGGACAAACACAUCCGUGUAAAAAAUAUACAAAUCAGUGGCAGUGCCACGUUGUUUUAUAUAGUAAAAGGACGUAAUAAGAUCCAGUUCGGAGUUCCUCUGAAGAAUCAUAUCAUCCAUACGCUCCUUAAUGGAAUGUCAACACAUCUGACAGAUGACACGAUGAUGAGAAAUGGUUGUCUAACGUUGUGUCAGUUCAACAUACCACAAGAUGUGUUAUUCGAGUAUGAAAGGUUAGUCCGUAUUCUACUUCACGGUGUGUCCUACCGAGAGCAGGAAGGAUUUGUACAGCGUAUAGCCAUUUAUCUGUUAAAUUCGCUAGCUUGUCAGGUGGACGGAAGUCAGAAGAUGUUUCUCGGAGAUUUGGGUGCUAUCUCGACAAUGCUUAAUUUGAUCAGUGAUCGGCUGUCGCGCAAAAUUUUUGACGAUGUUAUGGAAGUAGCGUGGUCUACUAUGUGGAAUGUGACCGAUGAAACGGCGAAGAAUUGCGAACGUUUUUUGGACGGCCGUGGAAUGGAAUAUUUCUUAGGUUGUCUGAAGUUGUUUCCGGAGAAAGACGAUCUAUUGCGGAAUAUGAUGGGUUUGCUGGGAAAUGUUGCAGAAGUAAAGGAUUUACGACCACGGUUAAUGACGCCAGAAUUCAUUACAGAGUUCGCCGAUCUGCUUGAUUCGUCUAGCGAUGGAAUUGAGGUUAGCUACAACGCUGCUGGCGUUCUCGCCCAUAUCGCUUCGGAUGGGGAAGCAGCAUGGGUCAUUGCUUUGCCCACUCGUGACCGUGUUUUGGUUCGCAUGGUGGAAGCGAUCGAGCGAUGGGAUUUGUCGGCCGAGCGUAACAUCAACUACCGUAGCUUCGAGCCUAUUCUUGGAUUGAUUCGUUGCUACCACACUCCCGCUUGUCAACAUUGGGCUGUCUGGGCCUUGGCGAACUUGACCAAAGUAUAUCCCACAAAAUACUGCCGACUGGUUGAAAAGGAACGUGGUAUCGAGUUGUUGCAAGCUUUAAUAGAACAUUCUCAGCCAUAUCAUCGGCUAAAAGAGCUGGCCCAGAUGGUACUAACACACUGUCGAAAUUUCAACGACACCAUUGAUCAAUGCCGGAAGAUGGAACUAGACGGCUGAGAACUGCAACUAAUCGGUCGGAACAUUGGGUAAGCAAAAAAUACCAAUCCCCAUGUUAUUGUAACCUGUAAAUUUUAUUUUUAAUCGCAAAGUUAGACAAGCAAGGCUGGCCGUACGAAAUACCAAUAGUAGGAUAAGGCAUGUAUAUUACAACUAUUUAACGAUUUAAAUUAUUCACAAAAAUAAUAGUGAUAUAGGUAACAUUGCUGGAGCACACCACCCAUGUUGAUAUUUAAAACCGCAUGUUAACUAUAUUCAGAAGAGUUCACCAAUUUGGCACCUUAUCAAAUUAAGGCUAACACUAUCGUAAAAAGAAACUAUUUGCAAAAUCAUAACGAUGCUAAUUGUUGAGCAAACGGAAAAACACACAUGCUUUGCUAUACUUAGCUACUAUUCAGGUAGACAUUAAUAAAACAAAACUUAUUGAUAAAAAGAA